Molecule: messenger RNA, 1221 nt
Organism: Armigeres subalbatus
Lineage: Eukaryota; Metazoa; Arthropoda; Insecta; Diptera; Culicidae
Exons: 3
Coding region: 1-1221 (406 amino acids)
Biological process (GO): proteolysis
Molecular function (GO): aspartic-type endopeptidase activity
Source: RefSeq, a predicted model, not a curated record
AUGGACGAAGGAGUAAUACAGGCCACUGUGGCUGGUUUGAAGUGUGAGUUCCUCAUUGACUCGGGGGCCCAAGUGAGCACAAUCACGAAGCAACGAUAUGAUGAUAUGCAGUCGAACCAGCAGUAUAAAGCUGAAUUAUACAACGUUCAGCAUAGUACGGUUCGUCCUCUAAAGGCCUAUGCGACGGAUGGAGAAAUUCCAGUAAUUUCGACUUUUGAGGCCUUCAUGCACAUAUCCGACGACCGCCCGACUUUACUCGAAAAAUUCCACGUAGUGAAGGAAAGUAGAUCUCUAUUAGGGAGGGCAACUGCAACCCGUUACAGUGUCUUACUCCUGGGGCUACAAGUCCCUGUGAGUUCGGUGAAAACUCUUUCACGGUCCUGGUACGAAUCAGAUGAAAUUGCAUCGGUGGCGUUUGACGAAGUGUUCCCCAAGUUCAAUAUCCCUCCAGUAAAAAUAAACUAUGAUCGUACAAGACCGCCAUGCCGCAACGUCUAUAUGAAUAUUCCAAUAGCAGUUAAGCCGAUGGUCAAGCAACGUCUAGAACAAUUGCUAUCGGCGGGUAUUAUUGAAUACGUCACGGAUGAUAUGGAAAACCUAUUUUGCUCAUCAAUGUUAGCAAUACCCAAAGGAAAAAGCGACAUACGACUAGUGAUUGAUCUGAGGGGACCGAACAGUUAUAUUCAAAGGACUCCAUUCGCGAUGCCAAGUUUGGAAAACAUUUUGGCGGAAUUAGAUGGGGCACAAUGGUUCUCGACCAUAGACUUGGUCAAUGCAUACUUUCACAUUGAGCUCGACAAAGAAAGUCGUCAUCUUACGAAUUUUUGUACGGAGUUCGGAAUGUUCCGGUGUAUUCGAUUACCGUUCGGGUUGUGUAACGCACCCGACAUUUUCCAGGAAGUUUUGCAGCGAAAGAUUCUUGGAGACUGUCGUGGUGUUAAAAACUACCAGGAUGACAUAUUUGUUUAUGGAAGAACCCCUGAAGAGCACGACGAGAACCUAGAAGCUGCAGACGAAAUGGCAAAUUCUAAGUCGUACCUGUUAUCGCUCAAAAAUGCGUGUCAAACCGACGCGGUCCCAGCUCUCUUACCCAGCAACUCCUAUCCCUACCGCCUCGUAGCGCUGGCCGACAUAAGCAAGGGAAGACCGGAUAACCAACCCCUGGUGGGAACUAUGGUCAAAGUGCCGAGGGAAGGUGGAUUUGCGGAGGUGCAAAUCUGA